ACUAAUGUAAUAUAAUAUGAAUAUGAUUCCUUCACGUCAUACCGUUGCCAUUUAGCCGAAUACGUAGUAGCGCGAGAGAGAUAGUCGUAGUGUUUAGCUCUUUUCUCUGUAUUAUGGUCUGACAUCUACACUUGUGCCAUGGUAUCACAAUCUUUUUCCAAAGUUGAAACGCUAAUGCAAAAUAGGGCCGAGUGUUUUCAAAUCUGAAAUGUCAAGUAUCAAGCUAGGGACAACAAGAGUGUUUUGUGUUAGGUAAUAAUUCGGACGUUACAGUUUAGUUGUUUACUAGAGGAUGGCAGAAGAAAACACUAAUGACGAAACGUCUGUUACAACAAACGGCACCAGGCGACCUAGAACCAGCGAAGACUUUUACAUGUUUUGCACCUAUGUUUUACAAUAUGAAAAUUAUGAUACGGACAAAAAAGAGGAGGUUAGAAACGCAGUGAACCAAAGCCCCCCGUUGGAUAGUUCCGGGAGCAGUGUAAACUCAGAGUCGACAAAUUCAGACGCCCAACAAGAUGAUAAACCCAGCGGCGACGACACCGACGAUGGGGAUUCCUACGAUCUGAUUACGUGCUUUUGUGGCAAACCAUUUGCUGGAAGACCAAUGAUCGAAUGUUCCAAUUGCCUAACUUGGAUACAUCUAACCUGUGCAAAAAUUAAGAAGUCAAACAUACCUGAUGUGUUCCAUUGUGCCAGGUGCAAACCCAAUAAAAAGCAAAGAUCAGCGUCACCGACAAACCCGCCAGAUAAAACCGUAAAGCGCCCGAAAAGAACAACGUAAGUAAGUUGUACAUAGAGUCUAUCGCAUAGUAGAUAUGUAUAAUAAUGUAAAUACUCUCAUUAAUCAAGAGGUACCCUUUGUAAAUUGUUUAAAUCGCGCCCGAUCCGUCAAUCGGUCGUUGUUUUUUUUUUGUUCGUGAGAAUAAUAAUGAUAAUAAAAUUAAAACAAGAAAAAAAAAUAGAAUUGUUAUAUUUCUAUAUGGAUCCUAGGAAUUUUGAAAUUUCGUCUCUGACUCGUUGGCUGUUAGCUAGUGGAACAAUGUGAUAGCUACUACCGGCACUCUGAUUUUAUUUUCUAUAAUUUCUUUUCUAAUGAUAGUGUAUUAGUGUUUAUUGCCGCUAUGUUGUUAAGUUCGCUUUUUAAACCGUGGAACGACAAAUCAAUUUUUAUACAUUUAAAGAAAAAAAACUAGUUAACAUUUUAAAAUUUCUAGGUGUUUUUUUAUUUCUUUACUAUAUCUGUUUAAUUUAUUUUAUUUUUUCCAUUUAUCAUGGUUUAGUUUGUAAACAAAAAACGAAACGGUACGAUAAUCAAAUUCUUUCUUAUAAUUGUAUUGGAUUUUUAUAUAUAUAUAUAUAUAUACAUAUAUAUAUUGUGGAUGAAAAUGAAAAAUACAAAUGCAACAAUGUCUAAGAGA
Molecule: messenger RNA, 1421 nt
Organism: Onthophagus taurus
Lineage: Eukaryota; Metazoa; Arthropoda; Insecta; Coleoptera; Scarabaeidae
Product: PHD finger protein 23A
Cellular component (GO): nucleus
Source: RefSeq, a predicted model, not a curated record